AUGAAACGAAAUAGCUUGAAAAUCUGCAGCCGCUGCAUUGGUCGAGACAGGAAGAAAGCCCUCGACGAGCCCUACUUCUUCAGCGCUGCGAAUAACCUCGACUUUGGGGAAGUCCCCGGCAAUCUACCCGAUCUAACGAUGGUUGAGGAGAUGCUUAUUGCUAGGAUUCACGUACACGUCAAGGUCCUACAAGUGCGUGGCGCUCAAUACAAAUAUCGCGGCCACGUUAUCCACUUUCUUCGCAACAUUGGUAGGCUAUUUGAAGAGCUCCCAGUGCUACCGAAGGAGCUAGAUAUCGUGCUCCUACGGCCUCCUAAUAUGGAAGGCGACCCUCGCUUCCAGCAACAGUUUGCUCGCGAUUUCCGGGUACGCCGUUCAUGCCUGUUGACCUGGCUGCAUUACCUACACCGCCACCACCCGGGCUAUCGCGAUAUCGUCGUGAGCCAGGAUCGCCUGCAACGGCUUCCUCUUGACGGCAGCAUAGUUGCUUCCAUUGCUAGCCAAGUGGCUGACAUACCUGACGGCGAGAUCCCACAAGGCCCUGUUGAGGAGGCCUUGGAAGAGGAUCCCUUCGAUGCGGACGCAUCAGCGAUCCCGAACUUGCAGGUUACCGAUACCGAAUUAAACGCCCUGCAGUCCCGAGUCCUUGAUGUUGCCCUGACUCUGAGCAUGCCAUUGCCAUCCAUUCGCAGGACCCCUAUCGACGAAUUCAACCGUUCCCAGCCGCUGUUAUCGCUUGCGUUCCCUACCCUCUACCCUGACGGCAAGGCCGACUUCGUGGAGCCUCGCCUACGGAGCAUCACGUACCAGGACUACCUUGGCCAUGCGAUGAGAUGGCAUGACGGACGUUUUGCCCGCCAUAAAACGUGGCCUUUCGUCGCCCUCAACACGCUGCUACAGGAAGCGAUGGCUGAGCCUGAUGAGCCAGAGGCUCAGGACCUGAUCCAGUCGAUCACGCGCCAAGCCGCGGUAAUCAGGGGCACCCGGCCACCUGGCCUUUUCGUUACUGCAAAGUGGAAAGCAGCUCCUGAGGCGGCGCGCAUGGUCCUGUCCCGGCAACUACUGCGAGACAACGCCCACAUCGCCGCCUACCACUUCUACAAGCGUUAUACGCUUCUUACGACUAUUGUCCUGAAGCAGAAUGGCCACCCAGACUUGGAUCCUGACGAUAAUCGAUCCCGGGAGCGAUUUGCCCGUAUCUGGGGAUAUCACGUAUCUGCCGUUAACCCAGAGCCUCAUCGAAUACAGCACUGGACCUUUAGGGGUGAGAGGAACGAUGGCCAGAUUAACCACUACAACCGCUUGCUUACCGUUGCAUGGCUAGCCAAUACAGAUGUCUCUCCCUGCACGAGCCUCCAGCAGGUGAUCGAUUACGCAGCCAAAUACUGCUCCAAGUCAGAAAAGAAGAGCGAGUCUUUUGCCCAGAUUGGGAAGGCGCUGAUGCCCCGGGUCAAGGACCACAACCCCCUGAUUUCUUUCACGUCAAAGCUCCUGAAUCAGCUAGUUGCUGAACGGGAUUACUCGAAGCAGGAGUACGGUCAGCGCCCGGAAGCCCUGAAGGACCUGACCUACGUUUCCUUCCUCAAACACUGGAAUUUCCGCUCUAGAGACCCUUCCGCAUGGAAGCAAUGGCGGCCAGGCAACGUUAACGGCAGGCCCGUGUGUUGGUUUACUUUCCUCGCUAUCAGGCUGCUCCAGAAGGCCAGCAGUGGCCAGAUUAUUGCCGUGCCUUCUCCUAUUGUUGGCAGCAUCACAAUCAUGGUGAUGACCAUUACGGCCAGCCAAAAGAGGCUCGAUUACAGCCUCAAGAUGAUCAAUAUGAGGCUCUGCCUGUGGGGGAAGAAUUUGAUGACGAAGACUGGAUUCGCCUCGCUGCCCUUUUACCUGACCACCCCCUUACCCAGGAAGAUCUUGACCUUCUUGGCCGCCGCGAUAUCGACGUCAAUUACGACUGGACACGGCAUCCACCCCAUGGCCAACGAUGUGGAGGUCCUUGGCCCUCAAUGGCGUAAUACGCUGAAUCCACAACAACGGCUCGUGUACGACACAUUCAUGGGCCACUUCCAGGCGCGAAAUCCCACUCAAAUCCUUCUCCACGUUGAUGGUGGUGGUGGCACCGGCAAGUCGUUCCUUAUCAAGGUGGUGCUUUACCGACCUUCCCCAGCCGACGCAGCCGCCCUUCAGUCCCGCCUACGGCACGUCAAAUACCUCGUGAUCGAUGAAAAGAGCAUGCUGGGGAUUGAGCAGCUCGCGCGGAUCGAUUCCCGUCUGCGACAGGCCUUUCCACAGCGUAGCCUCGAGUUCUUUGGUGGUCGCCAGGCUGGUGAUGAUCAGGCUCAGUUCCGUCGGGCGUUGCAGGAACUGCGUGAAGUCAAGUUAUCCAUACCGUCCUGGAACCUCCUUAGCAGUCGGGCCCGGGUCAACGAAUACAAUUACGAGCAUAUGGUGCAUCUCAACGCCCCGGCAAUACAGGUGGAGGCAAAGAAUCAGGGCAAGGGCGCGGGGCAGGCACCAAGCGACAAUGCUGGCAAUCUAUCUAACAAGUUCCCUGUUGCUAAGGGCGCCAGGGGUACUGUAUACGAUAUCGCCUGGAACCCAGGCGCCGAACCAUUGGAAGAUCCCCCGGCCGUUAUUAUGGUGGACUUUGAUAGCUACGACGGACCGCCAUAUCUAACAACUAACGAGGGCAGGAAAAUCUCACCCAUCCUCCCAAGCCUAACGAAGGAGCAAAUAGUUACUGAUCUCGCUACACGCGACUUCCAGGCCGGUAUUAGCUAUGUUGCUGUCUCACGGGUUACGUCGCUGCAAGGCUUACUCCUUGAGGCGCCUUUCGAUCGUCAGAGCCUCUAUAACCACACGCCGACGGAAGGGAUGAAGAUGCGCCUCGCUGACCAACAACGGCGUCAGGGUCAACAGCUGAGCGAUGCACCGUAUCCACCACUCUACCUUGACUAA
Messenger RNA from Hirsutella rhossiliensis, 2955 nucleotides. Its product is annotated as ATP-dependent DNA helicase PIF1. The transcript is spliced from 16 exons. The coding region runs from base 1 to 2955 and encodes 984 amino acids. NCBI's taxonomy places the organism in Eukaryota, Fungi, Ascomycota, Sordariomycetes, Hypocreales, Ophiocordycipitaceae. The record is from RefSeq and is a predicted model, not a curated record.